AUGUCGAAUCCACAAGCAAAGACAAUACGUUUAACCGUCAUUGCAGCGGAUGGUCUAUAUAAGAGAGAUGUCUUUCGGUUACCCGAUCCUUUUGCAGUAGUUACCGUGGACGGAGAACAAACACAUACCACCUCCGUUAUAAAGAAAACUUUGAAUCCAUAUUGGAACGAAAGCUUUGAUAUACAAGUAUCAAAUCAAAGCGUUAUAGCUGUUCAAAUUUUUGACCAGAAAAAAUUUAAAAAGAAGGAUCAAGGAUUUUUAGGUGUUAUAAAUGUGCAAGUUGGUGAUGUGUUUGACGUUAAUACAAGCGGGGAUGAAAUGUUGACGAGAGAUUUGAAAAAGUCAAAUGCAAAUGAAGUAGUUCAUGGUAAACUCAUUAUUAACUUAACCACAAAUGUAAAUACACCAGCGAAUCAUCCUGGUGUGCAAGGUAAUAUGGGAGCAACUUCAACAAGUCAUACCCGAAACCUUUCCGUUUCAUCAUCCACGUCGAAUCCAAGGGCUAACCCUCCAGAGGGUUCAUCGCAUUCUACUAGUUUGUCUACUUCUGCUCCUCCGGUGACACCUAGUGGGCAAAAUUCUACUCAGGGUGUAAAUGUUACAACCCCUGCUCCUAGUCGAACGUUUGGUUCCUUUGAAGAUCAAUAUGGACAUUGGGAACGUCGUGUUGAUCAUCUCGGACGCACGUAUUAUGUCGACCAUAAUUCGCGUACAACAACUUGGACAAGGCCAUCAAUAAACGCAACUUCUGCUCAACGAUUACAAGAACAACAAAAUAUAACAGAAUUGGAGCGUCGCCGUCAUAAUAAUCGUACUCUUCCCGAAGAACGACCAGCUGGGUCGUCUUCUCCUUUGCCAAGUGCUUCAACUUCAUCCACUUCAAUUUCAAAUCCGCCUCCUUCAGAAGCUUCCGUAAGCACUGCUGCAACUACAGUAUCAAACGGAUUAGCACCUGUCGGUCAUGUUGGGGCUACUACCGCUGGAUAUGGUCCUUUACCGUCUGGUUGGGAACAAAGAACAACGCCUGAGGGAAGGCCAUAUUUUGUGGACCAUAAUACCAGGACGACAACAUGGGUUGACCCUCGCAGGCAACAAUAUAUUAGGAUGUACGGAGGCAAUGCUAACAAUGUCACCAUUCAACAACAACCUGUGUCUCAACUUGGUCCAUUGCCUUCUGGUUGGGAGAUGCGGUUGACGAGUACUGCCAGAGUGUACUUUGUAGAUCAUAACACAAAGACGACCACAUGGGAUGAUCCUCGAUUGCCUAGUAGCUUAGAUCAAAAUGUUCCUCAAUAUAAGAGGGAUUUCCGCAGAAAACUUAUUUAUUUCAGAUCUCAGCCGGCCCUUCGUCCUGUUCCAGGUCAAUGUCAUAUUAAAGUUAGACGUAGUCAUAUUUUCGAAGACGCUUACUCGGAAAUUAUGAGACAAACGCCUCAAGAUUUGAAAAAACGACUGAUGAUCAAAUUUGAUGGGGAAGAUGGGUUGGAUUAUGGUGGUUUAUCUAGAGAAUUCUUCUUCUUGCUCUCGCAUGAAAUGUUCAAUCCUUUCUAUUGUCUUUUUGAAUAUUCGGCGCAUGAUAAUUACACUCUUCAAAUAAAUCCUCAUUCUGGAAUUAAUCCUGAGCAUCUCAACUACUUUAAAUUUAUUGGAAGGGUUGUCGGUCUUGCUAUUUUCCAUCGUCGAUUUUUAGACGCUUUCUUCAUUACCUCAUUUUACAAAAUGAUUUUAAAGAAAAAAGUUGGUUUACCGGACAUGGAAAGCGUUGAUGCAGAUUUCUUUAGAAGCUUGACUUGGGCUUUAGAAAACGACAUUACCGAUGUAUUGGAUUUGACAUUCUCAACAGAAGAUGAACGUUUCGGUGAAGUAGUGACGGUUGAUUUAAUACCAGACGGUCGAGAGUUGCCGGUUACAGAGGAUAACAAAAAAGAAUAUAUUGAUCAUAUUACGGAAUGGCGUAUUUCUAAACGUAUCGAAGAACAAUUCAAGGCGUUUAUGGAAGGGUUUAAUCAGCUUAUACCACAAGAUUUAAUUGCCGUUUUCGACGAACGAGAAUUAGAGUUAUUAAUCGGCGGUAUCGCGGAAAUUGACGUUGAUGAUUGGAAGAAACACACUGAUUAUAGAGGAUAUACUGAAUCUGAUGAUGUUAUACAGUGGUUCUGGGAGUGUGUCCGAUCAUGGGAUUCUGAAAAGAAAUCUCGCUUAUUGCAAUUUACUACCGGAACGUCCCGUAUUCCAGUCAAUGGAUUCAAGGAUUUACAAGGUAGCGAUGGUCCAAGGCGAUUUACUAUCGAAAAGGCCGGAGAUAUUACUCAACUUCCAAAAAGUCAUACCUGCUUUAAUCGUAUCGAUUUGCCACCUUACAAAAAUUAUGAGUCAUUUGUAUCUAAAUUAACUCUAGCGGUAGAGGAAACUAUGGGGUUCGGACAAGAAUAA
Messenger RNA from Funneliformis mosseae, 2433 nucleotides. The record is from the annotation of a GenBank genome assembly. NCBI's taxonomy places the organism in Eukaryota, Fungi, Glomeromycota, Glomeromycetes, Glomerales, Glomeraceae.